UUUUCCUCGCGGAAGGAAGAACCAGGCGCGGCCUUUUGGUGGCAGCAUUGUUCCGGCAAUGAGCGUGAAGGACCUGAGCGGAGAACCAGCAGCGGAGCAGCGGAGCAGCGUGGCAGGUACAGGAAAGAUGGCAGCCGCGGCAGUGGCUGAGUUUCAGAGGGCACAGUCUCUUCUUGUCACAGAUCGGAACGCCUCAAUCGAUAUUUUACAUUCAAUAGUAAAGCGGGACUUUCAGGAUAGUGAUGAGGAGGCUGUGCGUGUUAAAGAGCAGAGCAUCCUGGAGCUGGGCGGACUGCUGGCCAAGACGGGACAGGCUGAAGAGCUUGGUGGUCUGUUAACAUAUGUGCGGCCAUUCCUCAACUCCAUCUCUAAGGCCAAAGCAGCCCGACUGGUUCGCUCCUUGCUGGACCUGUUUCUGGACAUGGAGGCCGCCACAGGUCAGGAAGUAGAGCUCUGCCUUGAGUGCAUAGAAUGGGCCAAGGCUGAGAAGAGGACCUUCCUCCGACAGGCCCUAGAGGCUCGACUUAUCUCACUAUAUUUCGACACGAAGUGUUACCAGGAAGCCCUACAACUUGGCUCCCAGUUACUGCAGGAGCUGAAGAAGAUGGAUGACAAAGCGCUACUGGUGGAGGUGCAGCUGCUAGAGAGUAAAACAUAUCAUGUCCUCAGUAACCUGCCCAAGGCUCGCGCUGCCCUCACGUCAGCCAGGACAACUGCCAAUGCCAUCUACUGCCCACCAAAAUUACAAGCAGCUUUAGACAUGCAAUCAGGGAUUAUUCAUGCAGCAGAGGAGAAAGACUGGAAGACGGCGUACUCCUAUUUCUACGAGGCCUUUGAGGGCUACGACUCCAUUGACAGUCCUCGAGCCAUCACAGGACUCAAGUAUAUGCUGCUCUGCAAAAUCAUGCUCAAUGCACCAGAGGAUGUCCAGGCCCUCAUCGGUGGCAAACACAUUCUGCGGUACACUGGAAGACAGACGGAUUCGCUGAAAUGUGUAGCACAGGCUAGCAAGAAUCGAUCGCUUUCUGGCUUUGAAAAGGCACUGACAGAGUAUAAAGCAGAACUGAGGGACGAUCCCAUCAUCCGAACCCAUCUGACCAAAUUGUAUGACAACCUCCUCGAGCAGAACCUCAUCAGGCUCAUUGAGCCUUUUUCCAGGGUCCAAAUGGCACACAUUUCUUCCAUCAUCAAACUGUCUAAGGGUGAUGUCGAGAGGAAAUUAUCGCAGAUGAUUCUGGACAGAAAGUUUUACGGUAUUUUAGACCAAGGUGAAGGUGUGCUCAUCGUCUUUGACGAACCUGUGGUGGACAAGACAUACGAGGCAGCCCUGGAGACCGUUCAGAACAUGAGCAAGGUGGUGGACUCGCUUUACAACAAAGCCAAGAAGCUAACAUAAGAGUGAUUAAAACCAGUAGUCCUCCAGUGCGGAUCGUCGUGGGCCAGUCAGACCUCCGUCAAUCCCUCUCACUUCAACCCCUGGAGGUAUGAGGGAAGGAGGAAGGAGGACAAAAACUUUUCUAAACACUUGGUGUGAACCUCUGGAGACACUGCAGCAGAGACUGAUGGGAUGGAUACCCUUCUCCUGAAAUAACUCCCACAGCUCUCUGCUUUUCCUUCUUCCCGUCACUGUCUCCUCAUCCCAAUCUGGAAGCGGUUGAUCAGACACAAAGUGCUCCUCCCUAUGGAAAUAUGUCGGCACUGCGCCCCACUUCUCCCAACAAUGGUUUCUACUGUAUGUGAAAUAGGUUGAGUUUCCUCGUUACCUUUUGUUUUUGUUCUUUCUCUCUGCACUGGCCAUCAGGGAAUCUUAUAAAACAAAAUAGAAAAUUCAUAAACCAAACUUACACAUGUAUUACAAAAUCAACACCAAAACCUGAUCAGUAACAAUUCAGAUUGAACAACACCGGAAUGAGAUUGUGGUCUACCUUUUUUUUUUUUUUGUCAUUUCUUCUGAUAUUUUGGAGGUUGUUAGACUAUGGACCCAAAUUUUGCUCGUAUCCACAUUUGUACCGAAAUGUCAGGCCUGCCCCCCCUCCAAGCAGUCUCAGUCACACAAGGCAUUCAGGGGUUAUAAUACUGUGUUCCUUUAAGACCAUGCCACAAGAAGACCAUCAUGUUACUGUUGUGCCACUCACCCGCAUUUAACCUCCUCUGUGUACAUAACAUCGCCAAGGUCUGCUAUUCAUCCAGUUCACCAUGUAAUUAUAAGGUCUCAUUUUUAUAAAAUGCGAGAAGCAUGUAAAUCUCACAAGUGAGAGCAUGGCCAGUCGCACAAAGAAAUUUCAAUGUUCUAGUGUCUGAGCAAAUGCUUCUAAAGAAGCGAGGUUGCAGAGAAAAUCAUGUACAUUCUUGAAAACGUAAUCGUGCUGGGACUGAGGGUUUACCAUAUAUAAAACAAGUGCUAGAUAAAAACAACAUUUUUUAACAAUUAUUUUGGGAUAUGGAUUAAGUAUUUGAACCCCCUCCCCACCCCCAUUAUGUUUUGGGGAUAAAAUGCGCGGUAACAAUACUAAGCUAACUUUUCAGAUGUAAGUAAUAAAAGUCCUUUAGUGCAACUAGUUAACUAAUUCACUUCAUGGCAAUUGUUACAAUUACCGUUUCCUUUCAUAGAGGUUCGGAUACAUCAUUCCAAGAUUAAUACAGGACAUUUGUUUCAUUAUUAUUUUUAUUUUUUUUACAUGAAUACGAAACAUGAAAAAUAGAAUAUGAAUAUAAAAUGAAGUGAGAAGUGUUGGUCUAAAAUGUGCCAUUUUUCUCUUUAAAAAUGUGAACUCUUGGUUUAAUUGCUAUGGCCUAAAGAUGAGUCUUCAAUUGCUAAACUUAUGGCUGCUGCUCAUUUAGGCACGUCUAACUUGUGCUUGUAACUGCUGUAUCUUGAAGAACUGCCACUGGUUGUUAACUCAUUUCAAAAUAAUACUCUGCAAUGCAUCAUAAACUUGCAGGGGUGUCAAACUUGUUGUUGGUAAGGUUUCUCUCAGAGUUUCGUGAUGACCGGGAAACUAAAUCAAUUCAUCACCUCAUCAUAGUAUUACAGAUACAAAACAAAUCGAUGGAUAAUUGAUUUUGAAAUCAGAAGUUAAGGAGAAUAGUUCAACUUUUGUUCCAGUUACUGUAAAGAAGAGUUUGGUUGGGAACAGAAAAAUGCUUGCAAGAUCAUUUAUUUCAUAAGACGAUUUGAAAUUUUUUGUAGAUUUAAAAAAAAAAAAAAAAAAAAAAAAAAAUCAUGGAAGGGGACGCAAAUGAUUUGCUUUCACGGCCCACAUAAAAUGAUGCGGCGGGACGGAUGUGGCCGCCGGGCCUUGAGUUUGACACCUGUGAUAUAAACGAUACACAGCGCUUCACCUUUUCCACACGACGUGUUGAGUGCAGGUUAGAGCACAAACCAAGCAUGAAGUCAAAGGAAGUUUCACAACACUCUAAAAAGUUCUACUAACAAGGAACUUUAAGGAAAUUUAAGUUGUAUGAACUAAAUGCCUAGUUGAGGUGACAUUGCAUUACAAGUCCAACCAACAAAUGUGUAUUUCUACAUUUGUUUCUCAAACAAGGAAACAUAAAGUUGUUCCAACUAAGCCUAUUAGUUGAAUCAACAUAAAAUGUUAAGGUAGCCAGGUUACUUUUUCAGUAGAAGUUGACCUCACUAACAAUAAUCUUAAGUUUGAUCAAUACCUCCAAAUCGCAUUAUUUGUCAGGUCAACUAAAUCACUUAUUUUCUAAAAUGACUGAGUGGAAUAUAUAAAGAAAUUACUUUAUUUGUAUUUUUUUUUUAAACACAAAUAACGUAUUUGAUCACAAAACUAUAAAUUCAUAAAACAAUGAAAAUGUAAUCAAAAACAUAACCGUUAAAAAAAAAUGCUGAACAGUUUUAAGAAGUAUCUGAAUCUCACAAUGCAAGUAAUGUCUAUGUAUGGAGAAGUGACACAGGUACCGUUUGAAAUGCAUUGACACUCAUUUUGGCAUACUAUGUCUGUUUUUUUAAAUCUGUCUCCUUCAAUUUGUAAUCUCUUGUCAACAACUGCUCGCCCCUGUACCUUCUUUAUUAUGGUAACGUACAAAGACAAACAUAAAGAGCGAAAGAGGGAGACAGUCUUACAGCAUAUGGCCAGGAAUUUGAGCUAUGCAAUGUUUACCACUGAAGACUAUCAAAUAAAUGAAAAUGUUAAUAAAAAACAUUUUAAAAAAGCAUCUGAAUCUUUGGGCCUGGGGAGAGUUGGCAUGCUGCUAUGAAGACCAGGAUGCAAAACAUCAUGAAAAGGGGGGACAACGGCAGUGAACAUGAGACCCCAAGAGAGGCUGCA
Phycodurus eques (leafy seadragon) is the source of this 4295-nucleotide messenger RNA. RefSeq names its product 26S proteasome non-ATPase regulatory subunit 11A-like. Gene Ontology annotation, molecular function: protein binding; structural molecule activity. NCBI's taxonomy places the organism in Eukaryota, Metazoa, Chordata, Actinopteri, Syngnathiformes, Syngnathidae. Gene Ontology annotation, cellular component: proteasome regulatory particle, lid subcomplex. Gene Ontology annotation, biological process: ubiquitin-dependent protein catabolic process. The record is from RefSeq and is a predicted model, not a curated record. The coding region runs from base 59 to 1396 and encodes 445 amino acids. The transcript is spliced from 13 exons.